Molecule: messenger RNA, 1707 nt
Organism: Rotaria sp. Silwood2
Lineage: Eukaryota; Metazoa; Rotifera; Eurotatoria; Philodinida; Philodinidae
Source: the annotation of a GenBank genome assembly
AUGGGUGCGGACCUGGUCACGUCAUCCACAGGUUUUCGAUUCGACGAUAAUGCUUCUGAACCACCAAAAAUGUUGCUGGCCAUCAAAGGAUAUGAACAACAGCCACUCGUAUCGUUAGAAAGAGCGAUUGAGCCUCUUGUAUCUCUCGUAUCAGAUAUUCAUCGACAAGCAAGAGAUGUUAAAGAAAAAGCCAAAUGUUCUUUAUCUACAGAUGGUCUCUCAGUAGAAGAAUCAGCUGCGAUCCGCUUAUACACGAUCGACUGGUCGAAAAAGGAAAAAUGUCUCAAUGUUGUUCUCACCAGUCAUCUUUGCUCGGAUCAAGAUGAUCGAAAUAAGAAGCUUGAGGCAUUUUUCCUCUAUCUGAAGCUCUUUAUUACUGGUCUCUCUCGUAUGCCAUCUAUGCGUGGAACUGUCUACUACUCUGUGAAUAUGGAUCUUAGUGUGCAAUUCGCCAACAAGAAGAAUAUCAUGUGUUGGAGUUUUCUUCUAUGCACUACUUCAGUUAAUACCCCAAAAUUUGAAGCAUUUCUUAAGACAAAAGGUCCUCGUACUAUGUUUAUCAUUGAUUCAAUUAGUGGUAAGAACAUUCAUGAACACUCAGACAAUCCCAUCGAAAAUGAAAUUAUUCUACUUCCUGCAACAAAAUAUGAAGUAGUCGAUCAUACUGAAGAAGCAGAUGGUCUUUUUAAUAAACGCUGGUUAAAAGCUACAGUUGAUGAUUAUUUAAACGAAACCGCAUAUAACAACAGUAAACAAAAUUUCAAUUUACAAUGCAAAACAACUCAAAUGGCACCCAAGAAAAAUCAAACUUCAAGUAUUAAUGAAAAGUAUAGUAUCGUAAAGCCAACUUUGGAUGUCUUAACAGCUCGUAUAACUCAAUGUGGAACGGAAGAAUUUCGUGAUCAUCUUACUUUUCUUAAUAUUGUUUUAGAUCUAAUCAAUGUAAAUAAAUUUAAAGAAUUGCAUAAUUACGCAAUCAAUUUGGAAUGUAAAGACAUGGAGCAACCAGGAUGUAAAACAGAGCCACACUUUAUUACAAAGUCAAAUGAUGAUAUACAACAAGAGUCACCAACGAAACAAACAGUAUUCAACAAUGAAGAAACAGUUGAAAAACAACAAGAUAUGAAGAUUAAUCUAGAAGCACUGGAACAAGAAUAUGAAACGGAAUUGCGUGAUGAAUACGAAGAAGCUUUACUAAACUUAGAACUAACACAAGAAGAAGCGAAAGACGAAGAUCAAUCAUUAUCAACAAAUCAAUUGAUUUUAAGUUAUUCGCCAGUUAUCAAUCCUCGAGGUCGGCCUCGUGAAAAUUCGAUCUUUAUUUUCAAUGCUAACAGCAAUCAUUGGAUAACAGUAGCAAAUUUAGAAUCUGAAAAUAUUUGGAAAGUUCAUGAUUCUCUAUCUUAUCCAAAAGAAUCAUUAGUCAAAUUUUUUCAAGAUAUAUUACCUGGUGAAGAAAAAGUUGUUUUAUCAUUUGAAAAUGUACAGCAACAAGUUGGUGGUCAUGAUUGUGGAUUAUUCGCAUUAACUUUCGCCACAUCUCUUUGUUAUGGGGAUAUUCCAUCAUCAUUAUUUUAUGAUCAAAAAUCUUUACGUAAUCAUUAUGUUAAUUGCAUUGAAAAUAAUGAAAUACAACGAUUUUCUUCAAAGCCUAAGAGAGGAAGUACUAGAAACAAUUGCAAAUUAGUUGAUCUUUAUUUGAAAUAA